AACCGUCGUCGCUCAACACAUCAAGUCUGCCGAUGGCAAGCGCAAGGUCCCCUCUCUCUUUUCUGGCAGCAGCAGCUGGCCGAGCGGCGAAUAGUCUCGAGGCCUCUUGUACUACAAAAAGGAACGGGAGGUCAAUAUGUCAAAACCAGAAGCGACUGCUCGCCCAGGAGCGAUACCGGUUAGGGAGGGAACAACCGACGAUCCCCUCGACAAGGUCGUACAGCACCAAGGCUGCACCGGCUAAUGUGCUUGCAGGUCAAGCCGCUACGGCCACCGAGCGCGGCAGGGUCAAACGCAUGGUCGACGCCCUCCAAACCGGCAACUACCAACGAAUCGUCCACGACUUUCUCAAACUGCACAAAAACGGCAAUGCCUCCCCGGAAGCCUACCGCAUAGUCCUCGAAGCCUGCUCGCAAAUCGGCGACCUCGACACCGCCCGACGCGUGGUCGCGCUCUCACAUGAAGCAGGCGUCGAAUUACCGAUUGAGAUGUACAUGUAUCUCCUGAAAGCAGCGGCGAAUGGGCCGAAUCGGAUGGAGCGGUUGGUGCAGUUACUGGUGGAGUUGGAGAGGGAUAUUCCUGAGGUUGUUUGGGCGACGUUUCGGGGUGCGCCGACGGAAUUUGUGGCCAGGGUUUUGUUGUUGGAGGGUGGGGAGGAGCAUGCGGAGGGUGCGCUGGCGUUGCUGGAUGGGGCGAGUGAGGCGUCGGCAAUACCGCCUGCGAGGCGCAAUUUGGUGCUUUUGGCAUUGGGAACAUUGGGGAAGGUAGAGGAGUUCGAGGCUCUCCUGGAGUUAAAUCGAACCAGUGCAUCUUCAGAAUAUCAUGCGUCUGUCAUCCUGGGACUUUGGAGAUUGGGUCGUCACGACACCCAAUUGCAAAUAUCUGAUGCGGCAGAGGCGAUGCUGAAGACGUUGCGAAGGGAAUUGAAAGAAGACACGAACACUUGGAACGCGAAUCAGGAACUCAUUAUGAAAGCCAUCGAAGUUGCUUUCUUGAGCUGUGCGGAACAGAGAUCCCUGUCCAAGGCCCUGCAAAUUAAGCAAGCGGGGAGGGCACUAACGCAACAUUCGCCGCGGCUGAGUGCGCAGGAUAAAAAUGCACUCCUGAAAGCGCUAGAUGUGGGCACACUGAACCUCAUUCGCACCCUCGUGAAAGCGUCCUAUACAGAAGGCCAGUCGGUGGGUGCCCGUCGCGACCUGCACACAACAUGGACAACCAUAGUCGAAGACAUGCGGUAUCGCCGCACCAUCCAGGACAUCGACACGAGCCUGCUCGUCUUAGAGCUGCAAGUGAUGGCAGUUCGAGACGGCCUGUCCACCACCGACAAGGUGUCUGCCCUGUUUGAGGAUAUGAAGAAGGAUGGGUUAUACCCCACCGUCGAUGUUUACAACACGCUAGCGUAUGGAUGUGCGACGGCGCCUGGUGUGCCGAGGUCGGAGCGUGUGGCGAGGGUGUUGCAAAUCAUUGAAACGAUUCGUGGUAGCGGAAACCAGCCGAAUGCGACGUCGUACGCAUGUCUGUUCACAGCCUUCGAGCCCGACACCGCAAACCCGUCAGCCGAAACCUCAGACCCAAACGACGACAUAGCAACCCACGUCCAAAACAUCUACAAACACGAAACCGAAAUGCUCCAAUCCGGCCUCCGCCACGACGCCGUCUCCGCCUCCGCUAUGAUCAUCGCCCUCCUCCGCCUCCAGCAACACGAGCAAGCCGCCCAACGCUUCACCGACAUGCGCCUCACCCACCUCCCACGCUCGCUCGCCCUCUACAACCAAAUGCUCCACGCCUGCGCCGCCGACCCAUCCGGCGGGGCCGCCGUGUACGCCAUCCGGGACCUGAUCUUUACGUUACGGCGGGAGCAGGGGAUCACGCCGGACAGGGAGACGUACCAGGGGUUAUUGGAGUGUUGUGAGCGGACGGAUGAUGUGGUUGCGGCGUUGUACUUUUUUGAUCAGAUGCGGAUGGAGGAGAUUGUCGGGAAUGCGGAGAUGUAUCGGAUAUUGAUGAGGUUGAUGGAGCCGAGGGGGAAGUGGGUGGAGAAUGAGAAGAAGGUUGUGGUGGAGUGUAUGAAGAUGGACGGCGUUAGACUGGGUAGUCUAGGUUUAUCCCUGUAGACAGAAUUAUUGCAGCGCUGUGCAUUCCGAAUCCGGCGCCUCGUUCAUGAUUUCACUGGGACCCGCUGGGAGGGGGGCUUGCAACUGAUCCCUUUUUCUGCUCAACCAAGGGGGCCACGGGCGGCAUGGCAUGGUGCCUGAGCCUGAGCGCUUAUGAGAUGAUUUUGGGAAGGCGAAGAAGGGACCCAAUGACUGUUUUGACACUAUAUCCUUGUCAGUCCGUUUUGGGACUGGACUUCGUAGCCCUCUCCCGACACAGAUUCUCAUGAGAGUCUCAAAUCUCCACUCAC
This is a messenger RNA of Fimicolochytrium jonesii, 2404 nucleotides long. RefSeq lists its product as uncharacterized. The coding region runs from base 33 to 2114 and encodes 693 amino acids. Gene Ontology annotation, molecular function: protein binding. The record is from RefSeq and is a predicted model, not a curated record. The transcript is spliced from 3 exons. NCBI's taxonomy places the organism in Eukaryota, Fungi, Chytridiomycota, Chytridiomycetes, Spizellomycetales, Powellomycetaceae.